UAUUUGCCGAACUAUUAGCGGUGACCUCGGCACAUUUCUUUUAUUUGAGUAACGUAUUUAGUUACGCUGAACCAGCUGACGCUUAGUAGUCAGGGCGGUUGGGCAUGGUGUGUUGAGCGGAGAUGACGUAGAGUUGAUUAGUGAUAAAAGAAAUUGUGAAGCAUAUUAUUUUUAAAUUCCUCUUGAUCAAUUUUGAAACUUAUUAUUUAAAAAAUACUCUUGUGAUGGCAUGGGCUGCAUGGCGAGUUCACACAAGAUUGCAGUGUCGACUACUUCCACCCAGUCAACGUGGCCCGGAUCCUCGGUGAAGGGAGAGACGAUCGUGGCCGCGCUCGUGAGGCUGGACAACGAGAUCGCCAGCAGCGAGAAGGCUUUCCCUGCAGCCCGGCUGGCGGUCGUCUCUGCUGAGAUGGAGAGCAUACAGCAGGAAAUAAAGGCAUUCGAAGAAAACACAAAUACAGCGAUAAAUAAAGAAACUUACGCGAAAACACUUCACCAGGUUUUUGUAAGUCUAGAUGUCUACAGAAGGCCGUUAUUAGCUUCGGAAAAUGAAGAUUUUAUUGCUAACAUCAACAGAAAGGAAAUGCGCCGUCUAGAGCUAAGCUGGCUCCGCACGCGGCACGCUGAGCUCCAGCGCGAGCGGCGCGCGUUGCACGCGCAGAUCCUGCGCACGAGAUCGCUGUAUGCGCAAUUGCAACACUUGCUGGAAAGCAUCUGGAGCGAGAGUAAUCGCCCCAGCGCGUCUCUAGAGGGCGCGUUGCUGCGCGCGCGUGCAUUGCGCGACGCGCUAGCCGGGGUUGGCGCGCGCCUUCGCGCCGCCGCUGAGUACGCGCACGGCGCAGUGCGACUGUUGGACGACGCGUUGCCGGCCUGGAAGCUCACCACUGUUGGGAAGAGUGGUUGGGAGCGCACCCUGGCGUGCGCGGACACGUGCACGCUGCUGGUGCAAGCGCGUUGCCUCGAGCGGGGCGCGCGCCGCGUGCUGUCCGCGCCCGCCGCGCCGCGCGCCGCGCGCUCUCUGAGGCUGGCGUUGGACUAUGCCUUCACCGACACCAUGCACGAUCACAAGUAUCAGAGAGCUACAGAAACGUUUCUGCAAUUCAAAGAAGCCCUGAUACAACUCAUCAACUCCAUCCAUCAGGUGCUCCUGAACAACUUGGAGAACCUGUCAGUGGCAGAGAAGGACGUUAUGAAGUGUAGGCGGGAGCUACGCUCAGCUCGCGUCAACGCCAUCGUGGGCAAGGGCCUGGCCGACCUGCGCUACGAACCCAAGGCGCUCAAUAGUUUAAAGUCAAGGAAUAAAUAG
Ostrinia furnacalis (Asian corn borer) is the source of this 1306-nucleotide messenger RNA. RefSeq lists its product as uncharacterized. The record is from RefSeq and is a predicted model, not a curated record. Gene Ontology annotation, cellular component: cilium. Lineage: Eukaryota; Metazoa; Arthropoda; Insecta; Lepidoptera; Crambidae. The transcript has 9 exons. The coding region runs from base 230 to 1306 and encodes 358 amino acids.